GCGCAGCGCGGCGCGGCGCGGGGCAGCGAUGGCGGGCGGGGAGCAGCGCGGGGAGCGGCCCGGCGGCCCGGCGCGGGUGGCGCUGCAGAAGGAGAUCGGGCUGGGCAGCGCCUGUGCCAUCAUCAUCGGUAACAUCAUUGGUUCUGGGAUCUUUAUUUCACCCAAAGGGGUUUUGGAGCACACCGGCUCGGUGGGACUCGCUCUCAUUAUUUGGGUGCUCGGCGGUGGGGUCGCUGCCCUUGGAUCACUAUGUUACGCUGAGCUAGGAGUUACAAUCCCCAAGUCAGGAGGGGACUAUUCCUACGUCACUGAGAUUUUUGGUGGGUUAGCUGGGUUUCUGCUGCUCUGGAGCGCUGUGCUUAUCAUGUACCCUACCAGUCUGGCUGUCAUUGCGCUGACCUUCUCAAACUAUGUCCUGCAGCCUGUGUUCCCUAACUGUAUUCCCCCAUAUAAUGCCUCCAGGAUCCUCUCCAUGGUGUGUUUACUACUCCUGACCUGGGUGAACAGCUCCAGCGUUCGAUGGGCAACACGCAUUCAGGAUAUAUUUACAGCAGGAAAACUCUUAGCCUUGGCCCUUAUCAUUACUGUGGGCUUCAUACAGAUCUUUAAAGGAAACUAUGAAGAGCUGACACCCAGCAAAGCAUUCAAUUUUUGGAUGACUCCAUCUGUGGGGCAUUUAGCAUUAGCCUUCCUUCAAGGGUCAUUUGCAUUCAGUGGCUGGAACUUCUUGAACUAUGUAACAGAAGAGUUGGUUGAUCCCCGCAGGAACCUACCUCGUGCCAUAUUCAUAUCCAUCCCAUUGGUGACAUUUGUGUACACGUUCACCAACAUUGCAUAUUUCACUGCCAUGUCACCCCAAGAGCUCUUGUCCUCCAACGCUGUGGCGGUAACAUUUGGUGAAAAGUUACUGGGCUAUUUUUCCUGGGUUAUGCCAGUCUCAGUGGCCCUAUCUACAUUUGGAGGAAUAAAUGGAUACCUUUUUACCUCAUCAAGGUUAUGUUUCUCUGGUGCCCGAGAAGGCCAUUUACCAAGUUUGCUUGCCAUGAUCCACGUGAAGCACUGCACGCCCAUCCCCGCCCUGCUCGUCUGUUGUUUGGCCACUCUUAUCAUCAUGCUUGUUGGAGACACAUACACACUAAUCAACUAUGUGUCAUUUAUUAACUACCUCUGCUAUGGAGUGACAAUUAUAGGCCUGAUUGUGUUACGCUGGAAGAAACCCAAAAUCUUCAGACCUAUCAAGGUGAACCUCCUCAUCCCUGUCACUUACCUGGCAUUUUGGGCAUUUCUGCUGAUCUUCAGCAUAUACUCUGAGCCAGUUGUCUGUGGAGUCGGACUCAUUAUCAUUUUAACUGGAGUGCCAGUGUUUUUUCUUGGAGUCUACUGGAGAAACAAACCAAAGUGUGUAAAUAGGUUAACAGGUAAGCAACACCACAAUGACUUGGUGCACUCCUCACGGCCAACACUCACAGUGGGGUCUGCAGUGCUCUGCACAGCCUCCAUGCAGCCAGCGCCAACUCCUCCAGCAAGCCCAACCACCACUGCCAGUCAUGCACAGCCCUUAGACUCCUAUACAAAGCAGGCCAUGUGCUGCUUGCAGAUAGAAAUACUUUGUUUUUAAAUCAGAAGUAAUGACAAGCUGUCGGGCAGUCAGACAUGAUGUGGGUGACUCCCCGGACACGAGGAAGCAGUUGUAUUUUUGUGGCUGUGCAGCACGCUCAUGUGGGCAACUGCUUUCCUCACUCCUUGGCAUACAUGCCUCCUUUUGUGUCCCUGGGCAUCUCCCCAUCCACCCAGCUUGUUCACUGUGGCCUCAGCCACAAAGCAGAUGCACAAGAAUAUGACUUUAAGCACGUAAAGCCCAACUGAACUAUCACAAAAAGAAUGAUAAAAAGCCUUGCCUGUCCCUCACUCUGCUUUCCUCCCACCAGCACUACACAAUGCCUGUACAGCAUGAUGAAUUAUUUCAUGCUCAAAAGAUAGGAAAGCCUUACUUUAUCACUCGCAUAAAACUGCGCAAGUCAUUUGGGAUUUGGUUGUGCUUGGCUUGAAACUGCUUUGCUCUGAGGCAAAGACUUCCCAUGAGGAGAGAAGGGAAAAGGAGCCCUCACCUCAAGUGAGACGGUGCCUGCUGCCUGCAGCCAGGCUCUCCUCAGGCUCAUGGUGACCGGUAGGCCCCGGCGCUGUCUCAGGGACAGUGCAGCGCCAGGCCUGGCCCAGCUCCCCUGCCUCAUGC
Messenger RNA from Cygnus olor (mute swan), 2233 nucleotides. RefSeq names its product solute carrier family 7 member 10 (gene SLC7A10). Gene Ontology annotation, biological process: D-alanine transmembrane transport; D-serine transmembrane transport; amino acid transmembrane transport. Gene Ontology annotation, molecular function: neutral L-amino acid transmembrane transporter activity; L-amino acid transmembrane transporter activity. The transcript is spliced from 10 exons. The record is from RefSeq and is a predicted model, not a curated record. Lineage: Eukaryota; Metazoa; Chordata; Aves; Anseriformes; Anatidae. Bases 29 to 1618 code for a protein of 529 amino acids. Gene Ontology annotation, cellular component: membrane.